Molecule: messenger RNA, 336 nt
Organism: Trichomonas vaginalis G3
Lineage: Eukaryota; Parabasalia; Trichomonadida; Trichomonadidae
Product: organellar and viral DNA polymerase type B
Exons: 1
Coding region: 1-336 (111 amino acids)
Source: RefSeq, a predicted model, not a curated record
AUGUACAAUGCUAAAAUGAACCCACAAUGUUCAAAAUGUAAAGCAGCAAUGAGGAAAUAUAACUACUCCGUCAAAGAGAUAGAACGUAUGCGAAACGACUAUGCAGAUUUAAAGAAAGAAGCAGAGAAACCAGCAGAAGAUAAAAUGGACAUGUUGACAUUUCUGAACAAAAACUAUCCAACAGCUGACGAUUUCCUUCUAUCUGAUGUCAAGAAGAAAUAUAAAGAAACAUUCGGCAUUGUGAAAACUUUUGACAUACUGACAGAAGAAAUAGAAGCUACAAAACUGUUUAGGAUUUCAAAUAUACAUCGUACAAUUCAUGUAAAACGUUUGUGA